CUGUCCUCUCCAAUGGUUUCCAACUUUCUAUGUUCUCAAAAACAUAUCCAAUCCUUUUUCUUUUCUGGGUCCUUGUUCCUCUCUCUCUCUCUCUCUCAUCUCCAGCGCAAUUUCCAGCUCACCCCGCUUAGAUCGGAUCUAUUUUCUGCCAUUGCCACCCUUCCCUACUUUUUUGCUUUCUUUAGUUUCAUCUGACGCCAUUUGGUUGGCUUUUCCAUCAUCCCCAGUAAAAAAAAAAAAAAAAAACAGAAAAGAAAAAAAAAAGAAAAAGAAACCCAUAAUUCCUGAAACCCAGAAAAAAAAGGAAAAAAAAAAAGAGUGAAAAACAAACAGCUUAUGCAUCAUAAAAGCAUUAGAGGAUUGAUAAUUGAGUUAUUGUUAGUGAGUUACAGUUUUGGGUCAGUGUUAAUGGGCAAUGUGACAUCAAGUGUGGCAGCGAAAUUCGCAUUUUUCCCACCAGACCCUCCUACGUAUGAUGUGUUCAGAGACGAGGAAGAGAGGCUUGUGUUCCCAGGUUUGACUGCAGACAAGAAUGUGGACGUUCAUUUGCUUGACACAAAAGGCGGGAACAAGAUCGUUGCCACGUUUUGGAGGUACCCUUUUGCGAGGUUCACAUUGUUAUACUCACAUGGCAACGCUGCUGACUUGGGUCAGAUGCACGACCUCUUCACUGAGCUCAGAGCUCACCUCCGUGUCAAUAUCAUGAGCUAUGAUUAUUCAGGAUAUGGAGCAUCAACUGGUAAGCCUUCUGAGUUCAACACAUAUUAUGACAUAGACGCUGUGUACAACUGUUUGAAGAGUACAUAUGAAAUUAAGCAAGAGGAUUUAAUUUUGUAUGGCCAAUCUGUUGGAAGUGGGCCCACACUGCACUUGGCUUCUCGGUUACAUAGGUUGAGAGCUGUUGUUCUUCAUAGUGCCAUCCUUUCGGGCAUUCGAGUCUUGUAUCCUGUCAAGAUGACAUUUUGGUUUGACAUUUUCAAAAAUAUAGAUAAAAUACGGAGUGUCAACUGUCCAGUUUUAGUUAUACAUGGAACAAAUGAUGAUAUUGUUGACUGGUCCCAUGGAAAGCGUUUGUGGGAACUUGCCAAGGAAAAAUAUGAUCCCUUAUGGGUCAAGGGUGGGGGUCACUGCAACCUUGAAACUUUUCCCGAGUACAUUAAGCACCUGCGCAAAUUCAUAAGCGCAAUGGAGAAACUCGCACUCGCAAAACAGGCAAAACAACUCUCUUCUAACGCAAGUAUUACAGAAGUCAAACAUAACAAGUGCUUGAGAUUUGGAAUAAGGUAGCCAAUUCUUUCUUAUCAGUUUGAUUAUUAGAGAAUCUGAACAUAUAGGUUCCUUUGCAUGGUUGGCCUUUGUCCAAGAAUAGUUGUGCUUGCUUGCCAAGUUAUUUGGCUUGGUAGUUUCUCAAGAGUGAAAAUUGAUAGGAAUCAUAUAGUCUGCUUGAUCCAGAUCCUGUUCAGAUAACCAUUUUUUGAGGUAGGGAUCUCCUGCGCCGUUACUGUUGCAAAGAGUUGUAUCAGUUCAUUUUAGAGAAUGUGCUUCUUGGUCUGGAUCUCGUGUAUGUAUAAUUAACAAAGUUGAGCGUUAUGUAAAGACUAUCAUUAGUUCCACAAAAGAAAUACAUGGGUUUGUUUCGUUUACA
Molecule: messenger RNA, 1645 nt
Organism: Quercus lobata
Lineage: Eukaryota; Viridiplantae; Streptophyta; Magnoliopsida; Fagales; Fagaceae
Product: alpha/beta-Hydrolases superfamily protein
Exons: 5
Coding region: 337-1287 (316 amino acids)
Source: RefSeq, a predicted model, not a curated record